Molecule: messenger RNA, 1647 nt
Organism: Sinocyclocheilus rhinocerous
Lineage: Eukaryota; Metazoa; Chordata; Actinopteri; Cypriniformes; Cyprinidae
Product: zinc finger protein OZF-like
Exons: 3
Biological process (GO): regulation of DNA-templated transcription
Molecular function (GO): DNA-binding transcription factor activity, RNA polymerase II-specific; RNA polymerase II cis-regulatory region sequence-specific DNA binding
Source: RefSeq, a predicted model, not a curated record
UGUGAUCAGUGUGGAAAGAUUUUCUCAAGGAAAGAUAUUCUACAGCUUCACAUGAGAGCUCACAAUGGAGAGAAACCGUUCACAUGUGAUCAGUGCGGGAAGAGCUUCACACAAAAAGCACAUCUUACCAAGCACAUGAGGAUCCACACUAGAGAAAAGCUGCACGUAUGUGAUCAUUGCGGGAAGAAUUUCACACAAUCAUCAAUCCUUAAAGAACACAUGAGAAUCCACACCGGAGAGAAACCAUUCAUGUGUGAUCAAUGUGAAAAGAGAUUCUCAAACAAAAAACUUCUUAAGCUUCACAUGAGAGUUCAUACUGGAGAGAAGCUGUUCACAUGCGAUCAAUGCGGGAAGAGAUUCACACACAAAACACAUUUUAUGGGGCACAUGUGGAUCCACACGGGAGAGAAACCAUUCACAUGUGAUCAGUGUGGAAAGAGUUUCCCAUUCAAACAAAGUCUUGAGCUUCACAAGAGAGUUCACAUGGGAGAGAAACCAUUCACAUGUGAUCAGUGUGGAAAGAGUUUCUCAUACAAACAAAAUCUUAAGCUUCACAAGAGAAUCCACACCGGAGAGAAGCCGUUCAAGUGUGAUCAGUGUGAAAAGAGAUUCUCAAUGAAAAAUCAUCUUAAGCUUCACUUGAGAGUUCAUACUGGAGAGAAGCCGUUCACAUGCGAUCAAUGCGGGAAUAGCUUCUCACGAAAAUCAUAUCUUCAUGUUCACAUGAGAGUUCAUACUGGAGAGAAGCCGCACUGGUGUGAUCAAUGUGGGAAGAGAUUCACACAACCAGCACAUCUCAAACGACACAUGAUGGGCCACACUGGAGAGAAGCCAUAUGCAUGUGAUCAGUGCGACAAAACAUUUUUUGAGACAUCAGCCCUGAAGAAACACAUGACGGUUCAUAGCCACAUUCAUGUUCUUCCUCUUGUCGCGGCGGCAGCUUCCCUUGACUCGGUGAUCGAGGUCACGAUAUGCCGCUUCAGCCGUGGCUCGGACGUCUUCAGACGUCACACCGCUUGUAGACCAGCGUCCAUGUUCGUCCUUGGAUCCAUCCCUCCCUCACAGUACAAAGAAGAGGAUCUGCAGUCCAUUCGUAGUCUUACGGCUAAUGCAGGUACUGACAUACAAGGACAAGUGCAGCUAGAAGGUUUGAUGUUGGGUUGGCCCACAGUUUGUACCCACGAUAUAGGACAUACCACACUGGUCAAGCACCGUAUCCUGACUACCGAUGAAGUGUCUGUAAGGAAAAGACCGUACAAGGUAUCUUUGAAGAAACAAACAUAUAUCGACGAACAGAUUAAGGAGUUGUUGGACAAAGACAUCAUACAUCCCUCUAUGUCUCCUUGGGCUUCGCCAGUGGUGGUGGUGCCAAAAAAGGAUGGUAGAUCUCGUUUUUGUGUUGACUGUUGUGGACUUAAUGCUAAGACCCCUUUGGACUCGUAUCCAAUGCCACAAAUACAAGACAUUCUAGAGUCCUUACAUGGAGCAACUGUUUUCAGCACUCUUGAUCUGAAGAGUGGAUACUGGCAAAUGGAAAUGGAUCCUGACAGCAUUCAAAAGACAGCCUUUGUCACAUCAUCUGGGCUAUAUGAAUUUCAGCGUCUACCGUUCAGCCUAAAAACGCUGCAGCUUCUUUCCAGCAGUUGA